Molecule: messenger RNA, 636 nt
Organism: Zychaea mexicana
Lineage: Eukaryota; Fungi; Mucoromycota; Mucoromycetes; Mucorales; Lichtheimiaceae
Product: acyl-CoA N-acyltransferase
Exons: 2
Molecular function (GO): acyltransferase activity, transferring groups other than amino-acyl groups
Source: RefSeq, a predicted model, not a curated record
GCUAGCAUUGUGAUGGGCGAAACGAACAAAAGAACUUAUAUACGCAAAGCAACGCCGGAUGACAUUUAUCUUACGCAAAGCAUCGUCAAUUUGGUGAACCGAACAUUUCGAAGUGACAGCUUCUCCGAUACGGAAAUCUUUCCCGACAACGAGCGCGUUACAUUCGAAGAGAUUGAAAACCUGAUAGUUGAAAGUGGUGGAAAAUCGAGUGCGCUCUGGUUCGCUUUCGAUCAACAGUGGGUACAAGAGCACGGCAAGUACGAAGAAGUCAUUGUCGGUGCAGUGAAAAUCGGCCCGUAUAAUUUCCGUAGCCACAAGGAUAGUUGCAUCCUCGAAAUCUUCGCCAUUUCCCCUGAAUAUCGAAAGCGUGGUCUAGGCAGCUUUCUAGCUCAGGAAGCACUAAAGUAUGCAAAGGAGUCAGGAUAUACGACAGCGUAUUUAAUGGUCCUCGACUCAAAACCGAAACUGCUUGAUUGGUGUCGACGGGCGCUAGGAUUUGAAGAGAUUUACACUGUAAAAUAUACAGGACGUCAUAAGAUCAACAGGGAUGCAGCCGUAGUUGUAUUAAAGAGAGAAUUGUUUUACAAAGGUUUAUUAUAGUUUCGCCAAUUAUUUGUAUGCAUGUUAGAUAAAAUC